This is a messenger RNA of Cherax quadricarinatus, 3489 nucleotides long. RefSeq names its product proprotein convertase subtilisin/kexin type 7. NCBI's taxonomy places the organism in Eukaryota, Metazoa, Arthropoda, Malacostraca, Decapoda, Parastacidae. The record is from RefSeq and is a predicted model, not a curated record. Gene Ontology annotation, biological process: protein processing. Gene Ontology annotation, molecular function: serine-type endopeptidase activity. Gene Ontology annotation, cellular component: trans-Golgi network; Golgi membrane.
UAGCUACAUACAGUCAACGUGGCCACUUGCUACACCUGGUAUCACCACUACAACUACCACCAUUACAGUUACCGCCAGAAUAUUGUGCACCACUACACGCACUAUGGAACAACCAUGACACUACUGCCGCUGCAGUCUGAUGAUGGAGACAUCUACAGCAUGGCAAAAACACGCAGACAGACAUCUCGCAAUGCACAUUAGCAUUCACUUUUCGUUUAACCAUUUUAAACCUCCAUGGAGCACACUACUAUGUGCUCUUGUGAUAAAUUUUAUGGCUUCGGUAUCUGCCAAGGAAAAGGUAGACCCAUCCGAGCACCACCACCGUGGAGACCUACACCUAGUCCGUGGGUCUUAUGUGCAUUCCCUUGCAUGGGUGGUGGAAAUAGGUGAUGAGUGUACUAUUAGUAAGGUGAUUGAUGACUUUAGAAAGAGAAACCUCCAAAUGAGGUACAAUAGCAGCAAUGAAAGUAGCACAAAAUUAAUAUAUAAUCAUUCCAAAGAUACACUGAGUAGUCUAAACCAUGACAGUGCUCAGAAAUAUAAUGGGAAGAUUUAUUCUCUUGACCAGGAAAUUUGCUGUUGUGAUAUACCAAUGCAACUCAUUAUUUUAAAAAAACUGGCUUACUUCAAAAAUAUGUAUAUAGUUGCUCAUCCUUACUUCCGAUUUUACUUUCAAAGUAAGAGAAAAUGGAAAACCAGACAAAAUCGAAGAGUACAAAAUAUAAACCCAAGCAAUACCUCAACCUUUAUAUCUGGUGAUUAUAGAAAACCAAUUACAAAUAGUGAAUUUGUAUUCCUCAGAAUUGAGGCAUGUUUGGAGAAGUAUUUUAGUAACCACCCUUGCAUUAAAUAUGCUAAACAAGAAGUGCUUAGACCUCGGCAGAAAAGAAGUAGAAUACAGUUUCUUGACCCUUUGUAUGAAGAGCAGUGGCAUUUGAAAAACUCUGUUGCUGGUCAGUAUGACAUUAAUGUUGUAAGCGCAUGGGAGAGUGGCAUCACUGGUCGAGGUGUAACUGUGUGUGUCAUUGAUGACGGACUGGAGUGGCAACAUCCAGAUCUGAGGGACAACUAUAACCCUACAGGCUCGUAUGACCUUAAUUCAGAUGAUCCUGAUCCAUCUCCUGUGAAGAAUGGAGAACGAAACGAGCAUGGGACAAGAUGUGCUGGGGAGAUUGCUGCAGUUGCCAACAGUGUUUGUGGUGUUGGUGUAGCUUAUCGAGCGAACAUCUCUGGAAUUCGUGUGCUUGGAGGGCGUAUGACAGAUUCCAUGGAAGCUUCGGCAUUUAUUCAAGGGCUAGAGGUUAAUGAUGUAUAUUCGUGUAGCUGGGGUCCAGAUGAUGACGGGAAGACAGUAGACGGUCCUCACCACUUGGCUUCUCGUGCAUUGCUACAUGGUAUCACCUAUGGCAGGAGGGGAUAUGGUGCCAUUUAUGUUGUUGCAUCUGGCAAUGGUGGGAGAAACAAGGAUAAUUGUAAUUUUGAUGGUUAUGCCAACUCGGUCUACACAGUGACAAUUGGGGCCGUAGACUUCAAGGGCCGAAUGCCAUACUAUGCAGAGGAAUGUGCAGCAAUGUUGGCAGUGACACCAAGCUCGGGGAGUAAUGGCCGUGAUAUUGUAACAACAGACUGGAGUGAGAUUAGCCCCUCUGGGUGCACCAAGCAUCACUCAGGAACGUCUGCUGCUGCUCCCUUAGCUGCUGCAGUAAUUGCUCUGGCAUUUGAGGUUCAGCCAUGUCUGUCAUGGAGAGAUGUUCAGUACCUCAUUGCACUAACCUCUAGAAAGAUUGAUGCAUCAAACUCAGACUGGGCUAAUAAUGGUGCUGGCCUCCACCACUCACAUCAACAUGGCUUUGGUCUUAUUGAUGCUGCUGCAAUGGUUUCUGCUGCAACCAUCUGGGAGUCUGUUCCAUUCUCUACAACAUACACAUCAGAGAAGAUGGUGGUUGAGCUACCUAUGCCAGCAGAGAGACUUGGUGAAGUUAUGGUCAAACACGCUAUAGAUAAGCAUGUAUUGCAAGGAUAUGCUCUCAACAUUUUGGAAUUUGUACAAGUGCGAAUAACAAUAAAACAUGAUUAUAGAGGGAGCCUGAAUAUCGUCCUAGUGUGUCCCAGUGGUACCAGGUCAACCCUUGCUGCACCCAGGGAGGUUGACAAUUCUACCAAGGGUCUGGUGGACUGGCCACUUGGUACUGUACGUUGUUGGGGAGAGGAUCCAGUUGGUACCUACCAGAUGACAGUAAUGCAGACUCGACACCAGCACCUCAAUGGCCAACUGGUAUCUUGGCAGCUGGUUCUCCAUGGCACCUCCAUGACACCAUCUGAGCUACAGGGGAGAAGAGAGUUGGUGGAGAGGGCAGUACGAGGAGAGGUGAUUCAUGUUAAUCGGAGCAUGUUGUGUCACCCCCCAGAGCUGAGAUUUGAACCUUUUGAGCCUUUACCUGAACGAUGGCUAAAGGUGCUUGUUAUUACUGGUUUCUUUUUUAUGUUUAUGGCAGUAUUCAAUUCCCUUGAAUAUAUGUUUUGCUAUAAUGAUGAAAAAGGGAAAUUUUACAAGAAACUUCAAGAUCUCUCAGCUGGGCGAGCAAUGCACCAGAGAAGUGUAUCCGUUCAGCGAAGUCUCACUGCAGAUCACCGUUAUGGAAGUAUUGAAGGUGGAAGCAACUCUCAGAGCACUGUAGAAACUCGCUUACCAGCAGCAAAUUCAAAUGAGUUUCUUUCACUGAUGGUGAUAGACAGAGAAACCUCACCAUCACCCUCUUGUGAUGCAGAUAUAUCUAGUCUAGACUGUGAUAGCGAUGAGGAUAAUUUAUCCUCACAUUGUACAAGUGAUACAGUUAUACCAAAGGACACCGAUGUUACUGAUUUCACAAAUGAUGAAUUUUUAUCUGAAGGUGAUGAAGAUAAGAGAAUUUCAGAAAAAUCCGAGUUAAUGGAUUAGUUUUGUAAGUAUUUUUCUACUGUUUGUAUCUUUUUCUUUAGGGGAAAAAAAAGUUAAAUUGGAGAUAUGAAUGACUUUUUGAAAUAGAAUGAAGACAUGUUCUUGUAAACAAAGUUCCUUGUUAGUAUUCUAAUAUUUAUCUGAGAUAGGCAAAACUUGUAUACUAUUAUGGUCAUUACCAGUAAUGUAUAAAGCACUAUUUAUUAAUUAUUUAAUGCUUAAAUAUUAUUUGUACAGUGCACCUCAACUUAAUAACCAAGAUGCAAACUGGAGAAAUCGUGUAGCAAAUUUUACAUUGACUAAACCACAUUUUCCCAUACACACCCAUUUAUAUCCAGUGAUACAUUCUGGGACAAUAAUAAUCAUUUUUUAAUUAUUCUUUUUCGUUAACAUUGCAAUUAGAAAUAGUAUGCUUAGAAGAGUUUGGCCUUAAGGAGAGGCUGGGUACAAUGUCCACAGAGUAGUUUCAAAAGUCAAGAGAAGAGGAUUGCAGUAGCAAAAAAAAAUUCACAUUUCUUGAUUUAUUUUGUCAAAAAAAAAAAAAAAGUAUA